AAGUUACAAAAACCCAUUGCCAGAGAGAGAAAACACAGCGAGAGAGAGAGAGAGAGAGAAGGAGAAAAGAAAUCAUUUCCAGCGCUCCCCCUCUCUCCCUCCCGUCGUUUCUUCCCUCCAAAAACGCUCUCAUUGAUACUGCCCAUCUCAGGUGCAAAGUGACGUUCUGAAGAGGAUGGGGACCAAUGAUGCCAAUGAAGUAUUGAUUUCUGGGGGCGCUGAGGCUGAAUGUUCUGAGGCUACCGUGGAGAUAAAGAUAAAAACUUUGGAUUCUCAGACAUACACUUUGAGAGUGAAUAAAUGUGUUCCUGUUCCUGCGUUGAAGGAACAGAUUGCAACAGUCACUGGUGUAUUAUCAGAACAACAGCGCCUAAUAUGCCGUGGAAAAGUUUUGAAGGAUGAUCAACUCCUUUCAGCUUACCAUGUGGAAGAUGGGCACACUUUGCAUUUGGUAGUCAGACAACCAGUUCCUCCUCCAUCUGCAUCCACAAUGGGCUUCAUGGGAUCUGAGGGUUUACAUGAUCAUUCAGCAUUUCCAUUUGCAGCAAGCGAGCCUACCACAAAUGCCAGCCACGGCCAAGGUAAUCAGGUAGCUCAUAGUGUAGUACUUGGAACCUUCAACAUAGCUGAUCAAGGAGAUGGAACUCUUCCAGAUAUCAACCGGAUUGUUUCAGCUGUUCUUGGUUCUAUUUUAACUAAUGGGAGCAACAGUGAAGGGGGCAAUCGUAGGGAGUCUGGUUCUGAAAGGAUUGACAGAACAAUUGGUGCUAGUGUUCCACAUGAUUCAAUGCGACCUCAACCUAGCCAGCCUGCUGCAGGGGUUCAAUCUGAUCCACUGCAUGGUGCUUUCCGAUUUCCAUCUGCAGUUUCUUUGGGGCCUCUGCAGCCACCUGUUAUUCCUGAUUCUUUAGCAACAUUGUCUCAGUAUUUAACUCGAAUGAGGCAUGAAUUUCAUGUCAUUGCAAGGAGUUACAACAACAAUACUCAACCUGCUGGUGUCACUGGUAAUGAAGGACAGGAACAUGAUUCUGCACCACAUUCAAGUGCAGGACAGGCAGGUCUACCUACACCAGCAUCAUUGGCAGAAGUGAUCCACUCCACACGACAUAUGCUCAUUGAACAAGCUGGAGAAUGCCUAUAUCAACUUACAAGACAACUGGAGGGUCAAGCAAAUAUGACUGAUCCACUGAUGCGGAUGACAGUUCAGUCUAAUGCAAUGAGAUCAGGAGUUAUUUUGCAAAAUUUAGGUGCUCUACUACUUGAGCUUGGUCGGGCAACCAUGACACUGCGAAUGGGCCGUACACCCUCCGAGGCUGUUGUUAAUGCUGGACCCUCAGUUUUCAUAUCAACAUCUGGUCCCAAUCCUAUAAUGGUGCAGCCUCUUCCUUUUCAACCAGGAACAAGUUUUGGUGCAGUCCCCAUGGGAGCUGUACAUUCUGGUUCUAGUUUGGUUGGUAGUACUCUUGCUUCUGGUUUUAUUCCAAGGAAUAUUGAUAUACGGAUACGUACAGUAACUGGGUCCUCAAUUCCCACAGCCAAUGUUAAUCAAGGGGAACAAGCUGGUGUACAGCAACCUCCAGGGCAAACAAAUCCAGCAAGACCUGUUUUAGCAGGGGCUGCAGGUGCUCAUUCUUUUACUGGAGAGUCUGGAGUAAGGGUAGUACCAAUCAGAACUGUGGUUGCAGCAGUUCCUGCUCCAGUCAACCGUCCACCUUCUGAUCCAUCUGGUAGUUCUCUAGGGUUAUUCUAUCCACUUCUUGCUAGAGUUCAACAUGUAACUUCUGGCCAUUUCAGCAGUCCAAGAGGUUCCCAAGUGGCUUCUGAACGACCUCCGAGUGUUCCUGAAACUGAGCAACGUCCAAGCCCUGAAUCUGCAGUGCAACACCAAAAUAUAGGAUUAAACCAUGAUGCUUCUGCAAGAGAUGUCAACUCAACAAAUACAACCCCACAAAAUGAUCAAGGGAUAACCAGAAAUGCUGCUGAUGCAAGGGAUGCAGCCUCUGGAGUGGGAUCUGAUGAUGGGAUAUUCUUAUCCAAUUUGCUUCGCCAAGUUAUACCCGUGAUAUCCCAAAUCACAGCUACAGAGCAAGAUGUUAUAUUACCAGAAAGUAUAGACACUUCGGGGCAUAGAGCUGAUUGUGGUUCUUCAACACAAACCACAGAGAGCUCUAGCACUGGGAACUUGCGUAGGUGCAGUGAUCAUAUUCCGACUGCUCCAAAUUCAAAACGUCAGAAGAAGGAGUAAUCUGUUCCAAAAGAAUGCAGCUAUGGUCAACAUACAACUGUGAAAAUGGAUGCUUAACUCUAAUCACAAGAUUCAACAACUUCAUCGUACAGGUAAUUGGAGGCAUUUUUUUUUUCUCUUUGGUCAUAAGUGGCAGGAUGUAUCAAACUUUCACUUUUUUUUUUUUUUUGUUUUACUGAGCAACAUGUGAAAAUAAUGUGACAUUCCUUACGUAGUAAAUUCAAUCUUCUCUUCGUAAUUUAUUUAAUUACAUCUUUACUGUGA
Molecule: messenger RNA, 2509 nt
Organism: Nelumbo nucifera (sacred lotus)
Lineage: Eukaryota; Viridiplantae; Streptophyta; Magnoliopsida; Proteales; Nelumbonaceae
Product: ubiquitin-like domain-containing protein CIP73
Biological process (GO): ERAD pathway
Cellular component (GO): BAT3 complex
Molecular function (GO): polyubiquitin modification-dependent protein binding; misfolded protein binding
Source: RefSeq, a predicted model, not a curated record